Molecule: messenger RNA, 1290 nt
Organism: Macrobrachium nipponense
Lineage: Eukaryota; Metazoa; Arthropoda; Malacostraca; Decapoda; Palaemonidae
Product: metalloendopeptidase OMA1, mitochondrial-like
Exons: 7
Coding region: 16-1107 (363 amino acids)
Biological process (GO): protein quality control for misfolded or incompletely synthesized proteins; mitochondrial protein processing
Cellular component (GO): mitochondrial inner membrane
Molecular function (GO): metalloendopeptidase activity
Source: RefSeq, a predicted model, not a curated record
CAUCCUUGAGUCUUGAUGGCAGUUUCUUUUAAUAUUUUCAGGCCUCGAUAUAUCAAUCCCAUCUUGUUAGCAGUUUUGAGGCCUUUGAGUAAGGUUGCUGCAAUUUUAGUUGGCCGAGGUUUUAGAAAAUGGUGGCAGUCAUUACCUGCAAAGAAAAGGGAAUUAUUCAUCCAACAUCUCCUACGCAACAAGUAUAAAUAUUUAGGAGGAUCUGCACUUUUAGGUACUGCUAGCUAUACAUAUUAUGAAGACCAUGUAGUUCCUACACCAUUAACAGGACGACGACGAUUUAUGGUGUUUACUUCAGAUCAGCUCCAUACUGUUUCUCGUCAUACAUACGCUGAGGAAAUUAGUCAGUAUGCCCAUUUGUUAAUGCCAGAGAACCAUCCAAUGGUGUCGGUAGUGAAGAGAGUUGGUAAUCGUUUACUGCAGGCUAAUAAAAAUAUUCCUCAGUUAUAUACAAAAUAUUGGACUGUCACUCUCAUUGAUGAUCCAACAGUAAACUGUUUUGUUUUGCCAAGUGGGGACAUAGUCAUGUUUAGAGGAAUGAUGGAUCUUCUAGAAAAUGAUGAUCAAGUUGCAGCUGUUGUGGCACAUGAAAUGAGCCAUGCAGUAUUGGAACAUGCUUCAGAGCAGCUAAGCCGUGGGUAUCUACUAGAUGUUUUGAUUCUCCUGCCAUUAGCUGUUAUCUGGGCAUUUAUUCCAAGUGACGGUUUAGCUUUGGUUACCCAGUGGUUCCUGAAUCAGGUUGUAAAGGUUCUUCUCCAUUUACCUUAUUCGAGGAGCUUAGAAGAAGAAGCAGAUUCUGUUGGUCUGCAGUUGGCUGCUAAGGCAUGUUUCGAUGUUCGAGAAGCAAGUGCAUUUUGGGGGAAAAUGUCAGUCUUGGACAAAAUCCGAGAGAAAAGUGGAGGAUCUCCACCUGAAGAUGCAGCAUGGUUAUCAACUCAUCCUUCAAAUAUUGAAAGACAAGAAAAAAUAGAUGCCCAGAUGGAAGAGGCCAUAUCCAUUCGCAAUUUUUGCCAAUGUCCACAACUAGAAGAGAGAGAUCCACGUCAAAUGGUGAAAAUUCUACAAAAGCAGCUAACAAUUACAUCUUCCAGUUCAUAGGAAUAUUAGACGUUUACACAUACUCAUAGUUUAUAAAGCUUGUAAAAUAUAAUUGUCCACUUGAGUGAAGUUUGUGGAAAAUCUCAGGGUAAAAAAAUAGAAAUAAUUAAAAUGAGCUUUUGUUCAUCAAAGAUUAUUGACAUCUUUAAUAUUUUUCAUUAAAAAUAAUACCUUCCCUCCUAA